This is a messenger RNA of Chironomus riparius, 2819 nucleotides long. NCBI's taxonomy places the organism in Eukaryota, Metazoa, Arthropoda, Insecta, Diptera, Chironomidae. The record is from the annotation of a GenBank genome assembly.
CAAAUAUUUGCUGCGAAAAGUCAGUAACUUACACAUCAUAAACUCUAAUAAGUGAUGUGAUUUUUUUUUUGGAAAUUACUCGAAAUUGCUUAAUUCCCGAAUAUUUUGUGACCAUCAUUAUUUAAUUUCCGUCAUAUGCUAUGGCAUCUGUGUAUAUUUACGAUAAAAUAUUGAUUCUGUUGUGUUUUUUAACCGUGUUCAUCUACGCAUUUGAAGUCGGGACAGAUAGUACCUUUUCAUUUGUAAAUGAUGUAAGCCUUUAUGACCUCAAAACAGCGGCAGAGCAAUCAGUUGGAUAUCGAAUAUCCGGUGAUUUAAAGGUUUCGUCAAUCUAUGGUGAUAGCGAAAAUGGUUUUUUAUUGCGUUUUAAGCUUAUAUCACCGCAAUUAUAUCUCGAGAAAUUCAAGGCAAUACCUAUUGACUAUGAACAGAAAAAGUCAAUUCUUGAUGGACAUGAUAAGUUGAUAUUUUAUGCACAUUGGAAAGCAGGGAUUGUUGAGAAAGCAUUCAUAAAAGAUACCAAAGAUUCUUCAUUAAAUAAUUUUGUAAGGUCAAUUUUAAGUUUAUUCCAAUUUCAAAUGUCAGAUGGUGAAGCUGUUGAAACAGAUGUAACAGGAACAUGCAAUGUUAAAUAUAUUGCAAAGUCAUCCCGAAGAUUUAUGAAAAUAAAGACUAACUGUAAGAAUGAGAACUUUAAUAAUCAUGAAAGAACUGACCAGCCACUUGGAUGUGAUACAAAAACCACACGAGUCAACAUUGUUGAGACAUCAGCUGAUGGAAUAUUAGAUUCCAUUCAUAGUUCUGAUCAUCACAAGCUUAGUGUAAAUGCUUAUAAGAAUGUUGGAUUCAAAACAGGAUCACUAUUCUACUUGAAACUUGGUCUUGUCAAAAGUUGUGAGACAAUAAAAGCUGAGGAUUUUGAUGAGGCUUUCAAGACAUUAGAUGGCUUUAAAGAAACAACAUUGUUACCAGAAGUUGAAGGGGAUAGCUCUGAGGAUGGAAAUCUCGUCAAACUGAUCAAAGAUGCAAAAGAUAAUCUCAAAAAUGAGGACGUAGGAAAAGAAAAUUCUGCAUUAGCACUGCUUAAUCUAGUUUCAAAAGGAAGAGAGUCAAAGGCCGAAGAUCUCUUAAGAAUCAUCAAUGCAAGAACAACAAAGGAGAUAAGGGGACAACUAAUGGAUUUACUUGCAGCUAUCCAAACAGAUGAAUCAUAUCUUGCAUUCAGAAGUACUUACAACCUAACAGAUGACGAGAAUAUUGACACUAUUGAGAGAUAUUUGCAGUCGUUGUCAGUUGGAAAUCUUCCACGUCAGUCAGUUAUUAGUCAUUUACUGCAGUCUAUUGAUCAGAUAGAAAAUGGAAAGAUAAGAGAUACGGUUAUACAGACAAUCUCAUCAAUGAGUAACAAACUUGCUAAUUCACCUAAUCAGAGUUUUGAAAAUGAAGCUGUUGUUAAUGUUAAAAAUCUAUUAUUGAAAUCUAUUGAUGAAUGCGAGGACAAUAGCUGCAAAUUAAUCUACAUUCGUGGCCUUAAAAAUCUUCAAUCUCCUGACACAAUUAGGAAGUUGGUCGAAUUAGCAUUAAGAGAACCUUAUCAGAUAUCCGUUGGUGCUAUGAAAGCUUUAAGUAGAUUCCACAGAAUUGAUCUAGAAGGAUGGAAAAAAGACUUCCAAAAUAUUUUUUAUCAGAUCAGAAAAAAGUUUGACACAAGCGCUAGAACAAUAGCUUUUGAUAUUUUAUUGAGUCUCAAUCCUGAAACAGAUGAAAUUAAAGAUUAUGUUUCAUUCCUCAAGUCUCAAGAUCCAGCAUAUGAAGUUAAGCAAUAUAUAGUUCAAAAAUUGAGAAUGAAGGCUGAUAAAUGUUCUGAAUUUGCUAAGAUUUUAAAGCUAAUCGUUUCAAGUGAUCCUGAAGUUUACAAUUGGAAUGUCUAUGGUGCUCUUAAGGGUCUUUCAACAGCUUUAAAAAGGAAGUUUUCAUCACAACCCUCGUUCAAUGGAUCAUUACUAAGUGUACAAGAGAUCAAGGGGGGUGUUUUAAAAAGAGGAAAUGUCGAUCUACUAAUGGAAUAUGAAAGUGAGACAUUCAGUGCAUUUACAUUAGGUCUGUUUGCUGGUGGAUUGUCAUCAUUUGUUAGCAGCGAUGAUGAAGAAGUUGAUCCAGAUGAAGAUGCCACUGCAACAGCUGGAAUGGAAAUUGCUGUACAAGGAAACUAUCUUAGACCUUUGGUGUUCUUUAGUGGACAAGGAGAGCUUAUGGGACAUGUUUGGUCUGGAACUGCCUCUGAACCAACUUCUGCAUAUCAAGGAAUAACUCUCUUACAAGAUCACAAGCAAAUGUUUGUGCUGAAUAACGGUGCACUAUUAGAUUAUUCAACAUUAGGUGCGAUGUCAAUGGACUUGAAUGGACAGUUCACAAUUAGUUUGUGGUAUAAGAACGCAAAUUCAGUAGUUCUUCAAAAUAUAGGCUUAGCAUUGCUGAGUAGUGUAAAAAUUUCAUCACCAAUUGUGUCAGCGGAAGUACAAACUUCAUUGUCUCAAGAGCCGCAAAUAAACCUUUCAUCAAAAAUUGACUUUUCAUCAAAAACAGUUAUGUGCUUACAGUUAAUGCAGCCUAAUAUACAGUUGACACAAAAAAUUACCAAAAGGAUAGACAUCCCGAAGACAAAGAAGGAGAAGGCAUUUAAGAAUGAAGUAUAUUUGAGAUACAAAAUCCCUGGUCACACACACGUAUUAAAUCAAAAGAAUAAUGAUAUGUGUAAUGCAAUAAUGGAUAAUUAGAUAUUAAUAAUGUUAAUAAAAUAUGAGUGAAUUACCAAUCAA